UUACUCCCUCCCUCCCUCCCUCCCUCUCUCUCUCUCUCUCUCUCUGUGCCACAGCAAUGGACUGCCGAGCUGCUUUCAAAACCAGUUCUCGCAAGGACGCCACUGUCAAAUUCAGCCCCCACGCGUUUCUUGAGGACCUGUCCGCUUUCAAUGUGUCCACUCUCACCCCUUCGGACGACUUCUUUGUGGACGACCUUCUCGACUUCUCCCACCUAGAUGCCCUCCCCGAACAACAGGAACAGCCUCUCUCUCUUUCUCCUCCCCCACUGCCCCAAACUCCUCUCACUUUUUCUGUCACAGACGGCUUCGCCUCUGCCGAACUCAUCCUUCCGGCCGAUGACGAGGCAGACUUGGAGUGGUUGUCUCAUUUCGUCGACGACUCCUUUCUGGAAUACUCCUCCGCCUGCCCUGCCGGAACCUCGACGGCAAUUCCCGUGACCAAGACGGACAAAGUACUUGAAUCCGAAACCCCUGCUGUAACCUCGCCCUGCUUCCUCACCCCGAUUCCUGCCAAGGCCAGAAGCAAACGAAAACGAACCGGUGUUCAGGUUUGGUCGCUGGGCUUUCCUCCCGUGGCCGAGCCAUCAUCCUCCACCUCCUCCUCGUCAUCCUCCUCCUCGUCUCCUUCCAGCACGUGGCUAAUUUAUAACAACGGUGCCCCUAAUCCGCAGCUCGUCGCCUCCGAGGCGAAGAAACCGAAGAAAAGAACGGCUGAUGAGGCGGCUCCGGCGUCGCGGAGGUGCAGCCAUUGCGGCGUGCAGAAGACUCCGCAGUGGCGGACGGGGCCGCUGGGAGCAAAAACGCUGUGCAACGCGUGCGGGGUCCGAUAUAAAUCGGGUCGUCUCUUACCUGAAUACAGACCCGCGUGCAGCCCGACGUUCUCCAGCGAAUUGCACUCGAAUCACCACCGUAAAGUGCUGGAGAUGCGACGGAAGAAGGAGAUGAGUGAGACGGGGUCUGGUUUGGAGGCUCCGCCUGCUGUCCCUUAGUUUUUGAUUAACGGACAAAAUUUAGGUAGGAGAAAAAUAGCCGAGGAAGGAAUAGAAUAAUUAAUUUAGCAGACUUAGGGUGGGGUGGACGUGGCCCCGAGCCGGUGUAAAUUUUUUUUUUUUUAAUUUUUCUUCAAACUUUUUUCACGUGGUUGGUGCGUUAGGUGGUAGUCCCCUGUAACUCAUUAAAAAUGAAUUCGAUUUGUACACCUUUUUAAUUUA
Molecule: messenger RNA, 1211 nt
Organism: Prosopis cineraria
Lineage: Eukaryota; Viridiplantae; Streptophyta; Magnoliopsida; Fabales; Fabaceae
Product: GATA transcription factor 5-like
Exons: 2
Coding region: 57-989 (310 amino acids)
Biological process (GO): positive regulation of DNA-templated transcription
Cellular component (GO): nucleus
Molecular function (GO): sequence-specific DNA binding; zinc ion binding
Source: RefSeq, a predicted model, not a curated record